AUGUAUUCCGUCAGUCAGUUCGGCUAGACAUAAUACCAGAACACCUUAUAAUUUCUUCGUUUGUCGUCCUAUUACAAAUAUUUAUAGACAUCUAUCGAGAUUUAGUUAUUGAAAGUAUACAUUGAUCUACAAGAUUGAAGUAUCUGAUGAUGUCCUGAAGGUCUUCUGCAAUGGAUGAAGCCAGUGUGCAGAGAGGUUUGCAGAAGGCUUUGAGCGAGGCCUCAUCCAAAAGCGUCAAGACUAAGAAGGAGACGGACCUUGCACCCACUGACAGCGAUGCAUCAUCCAGAUCAGGUUCCCCUGACCAAUGCUGCCCGAUCUGCCUGGGCAAGUUCAAAGACAAGUCCUUCUCCGAUGGCUGCUUUCAUCGAUUCUGUUUCCAGUGUAUACGAGAAUGGGCCAAGGUGAAGUCAACAUGCCCUCUAUGCAAAACUCCUUUCAAAUCCAUCAUUCACAAUGUAGUGUCUAGUGAUGUAUAUGAUCAGUACGUGCUACAGCCUACGGAGAAUGGGUCUUUGGAGUUGGAUCGUAACGGUGCUCGCUUUCGCUACCACACUACCCUAACCACCAACCGAAGAUCUGCCUGGGAGACCCGCAUGGAUCAGCUUUUUAAUCGCCAGGCCAGGCUGGCAGAGAGGAUCCACCGCGAAAACGAGUCCCGUCAGCGCCGUCAACUGAUCUAUGCAGCCAGCUUGAGGGUCCAUCAUAUCGCAACCAACCGAUUCACUAGGUUCAGGGAUACUUCUCCCCAGUUUUUCCGUGAGAACCCUGCUGUAACACACCGUCUUAUCCCUUGGCUAAGAAGAGACCUUGGGGUGCUGUUCAAUGGGAAUGACCAACAUGUGCGAUUCAUGACCCAGUACAUUCUUUCACUGCUUCCAAAUGUUGACAUUCAAUCAGAGGAAUUCCACAACCACUUGAGGCCGUUCCUCUAUGGACGCACUGAACACUUCAUCCACGAGUUCACCAGCUUUGCUAGGUCACCUCAUGACAUGGACACCUACGACCAGAUGGCCCAGUAUGACUUCCGUCCCGAGAACCCUCAGUUCACUGCCACUCUCCGGCCUCAGCAUCCGCUUGUAGCACAAGAGAAUAGCAGCAGUGAGGAGAGUGAGAACAACCAUUCCAACAAUAUUGAAGUCAUCGUCAUUUCCGAUGAUAAUGAAAGUGACAGCAAUCCUUUUGUGAUACCAGCAGAAAGUUCCCAGUCUGCCUCUCUCAGUCAUGACCUACCCGGGCCAUCUUCUGCUACAAGCGGAGUGGGUCCAUCCACAAGUUAUGAUCUAGCCUCUACCCAUAACCCUGAGCCACCUGCAAGUCAAGACCCUGAUCAACCAGGCCCCUCUGGUGUCACUCUUUCAGGAAGCCUGCAGAUCAAGCAAGAGCAUGACAGUGCCCAUGGCAGGAGAAAGUUGGAAGAUAGUGCAGAAAGCAGUGGCAGUGUAGAGAUUGUUGGAUAUCAAAAGCCAUUCCAUCUGCGCACUCCCAUUGCUUUCAUAACCAUAUCUGAUGAUUUAUCGGAUGGUAAACGGGAGAAAGAGACAAAAGGAAGGCUUAGUAGGAAUAAAGACAAGACUGCACCUAAAAGAAACCACGUAGAAGAAAAAGCUGGUGGAAAGAGGAAACAGAAGACAAAACAUACCAGAAGUUUGCAUUCUUCAAACAGAGCUGGUAACUGGUCUACAGAUUCAGAUGACAAUUACUACAGCAGAUCCAGACGUGAUGGAUACAACAGGAGAGGCAGAGAUGCUGCUGAUGACAUAGACGGUCCUUGCACAUCGCGCUAUGAUUCUCUGCACAGAUCUUCCUCUAAUCACAAGCCUUCCCACAGUCCAAAUGAACUAUUCCGUAAAGUAAGAGAAGGGGGAAGCAAAUGGAGUCUCUACUAUGAGACCAGACAUGAUAACUAUUCUAGCUCUAGGAACCGACGGUCAAGGUCUCGGUCAAGGUCUCGAUCAACGUACUCCAGAAGAUAUGGAGAAGACAGCAGAUCACGGGACUGUUCAAGAGACCUCCCGAGACCUUUGAGGGAUGAACGAAACUGGCAACGAAGCAGAAGCAGAAGUAGAUCGAGAGAGAGGUCAAGGAACCCAUCGAGAUACUACAGAGAGGAAGAUAACAUGAGAAGCAGGAGUAGGAGUAGGGGGCCCUCUGUGGACUUCUUCAGUGAUGAAAGCAAGUUAAGUUCACGGAAUGGCAGUCGUAACGGCAGUACUUCUAGCACCUUUAGCAGACAAUCACAUCAAGAUCGUCAUGCUCUACAUAGUUCAAAGAAAGACAUUUCUAGCUCAAGUCAUGUGAGCGCAUCCAAAGCAUCAAGAUCGCCUGUGCUCAAGCGUAUGCUAGAGGAUGCUAAUGAUCCUCCAAACAAGGAAGGAGACUCGCACGCAAGCAAAAGGCACAAGCACAAACAUAAGCAUCACAAGAAGAAAAGCUCCAGACAUAAGCACAAGAAAAGUCGAGACAAGGAUUCUAAAAGUAAAAAGAAAGACAAACACGUUAGGGACCAUGGUGGUAGCCACGACAAGAAGCCUCAGGAUGACAAGGAGAAAGCGAUUGGUGAAAGCAUAUCGGACAGUACUGUGGAAGAUGUGGACAGGCCAAACGAGGGCGCUACACAUAGCAGGAUGGGGACUACACCCACUCCCAGUGGUCAUGUUGAGAAUCAUAAUAUAACCUUGCAGGAUUUGUUAAACAUGGAUGAGAGUAUGACCUUUGACCCAGCCCCGCCAGCAGGGCAUUCAGAUAAAGGAUCUGGAUCCAUGCUAUGAUCACAACUCCCAUUCGAUGCACGGCAACCAUGGUGACAAAGAAUGAGGAAGUAUAGAGAAAAAUUAUAAUACAUGUAGGUAGACUCUCACCAAAGAGGAUAGUAGGUUGAAUCUUGAAAGAAAAGAGAUAUUUAGAUAGUUAAUGAUAGGUUAAUAAACUUGCAUAUGAUUUCUGUUUAGGUUAGAGGUCAUCUUCUUUGUAUUGUGAUAGGAAUAGGCCUUUGUUCAGAUUAAUUAAUACAUGCCUUGCAAUGCUUCACUCAGCUUCUCACCUAGACCAAGAAGUCAUUUAGGACAAGAGGGGUUGGGGGGGGGGGCGGUGUGUCUAUGAAUAUUUGAACCCAUAACUUGUCCUCUUUAGGGCCAUUCAAUAGUUGACCAACUCUUUGCAUAUGACCUUCAUCAUACAGGUGUGACACAGAAACUCGCAAGUUAUCCUUUUUGACCAACUAGACAUCAUUGCAUUUGCUUCCUACCCUGCCAGAUAAAGUAAAAAUUGGUAUUUGAUCAUGUAAUACUUUUUUUCAGGGGAACAGACUGAUGUAUAGGGUUAGGGUUAGGGUUUCCAUACAUACAUUUUAAAGCUUUUUCGCUUGUAAAUCUUUUAAUUUGUCAAUACCUUAUAAUUUAUCAAUUAUAAUAAUAAUAAUUUUAAUGGUGGCUUCUUAUAUAGCACACAAGUCCUUCACGUUGUGACACUCCUAGCGGCACCCCGAUUAUACAUAUUAGUGUGGAAAAAUGCCAGAUGAAAUUUAGCUAUUCAUAUUACGAAAUGUUUUUUUUGUAUGACAAAAUGUAGUACUUUGCUCUUGUAUUUCAAAUUGAUUUUAGGUAGAGAAUUUGUGUGUAUUUUCGUUAUAAAGCUAGAAUGUUAGUUGUUACACAUCAAACUGGUCUAGUUGCAUUACAAUUUUCGUUUUGUAUUGCAGACCAUAGCAUUUGUACUGAUACUGGUAGUGAAGGUGAAAAAAGGACAGAUUGACAAGAAGAUGUUCUUGAUUUCAUAGUUAAAGACCCUGUUGAAAUAGAUGAUUUGUAUAUCAACGGAAAGCUUUUAUGCCAUAGAUUACAAUAAUAUCAAUUAUAUUUUAGUGUCUGUCAGAGGAGUAACAAUUCUCUGAAAACCCGAAAUCUAAAUCUUUGAAAGUCGGAAGUUGUCGACCUACAUGUAAAGACUAGCUAUCGACUUGAUGACAUCAAAUUAUGUGGAGUAGGCAUAUUCUCAAUGACUUUACCAUUAAUUAAGUAUUGCUCAUCGCCUCAGCUAUAUGGGCGAGCCGAUUGGUCCCACAUGUUAUGUCGUCAUGGUAAUUGCAGCAAAUUUGUCCCCUAUUGACUUGUAACCUUGAAGGGUGCGGAAAACAAGUAUUUAAAUGCUUUUGUGCAAUACUGAAAUGGAAAAUAUUUGUUAUUCCUUUAUAUUUGUAUUCUGCGUUCAUCCAGCUUUCCAUUAAUAUCAAGUUGCAUUUUCAUGUGAUAGGGUCUUUACAUGUAAGUUUAAUCAUUAACUUUUAUAAAAUUAGAAUAGGGAUCCCCUGCAAUUAGUUGUUUGGUAUUUAUCUUUUCAAGAAAUCUCUUACUGGGGCAAACAAUAUUUGCAUACUGUGUCCUGUCUUAGAAACUGCUUGCAGGAGUUUCUUAGUUUAACUCCUCAUUCCCUAGGGAUCGUAACCCCGGACUGCUACAUCAUCUGGCCAAUAUUUUUUGUGUAAAGGUAUUUUCACUGAUCAAGGAGAGUUCAAGGACGAAUUCGCGAGAUGUUACAUCCAUAUGAGGCCACAACCACAGCCGAUUGAAUACUUUUCAAUGAUUAUCAAUUUUAUCAUCAUAUUUGUGUUGAAAAUGAACUCACUACCGAGUAUCAUAAUCGUAAUAUAAGAAUUAUUUCGGUAGAAAUAAAUGAAAAAAGUGCCACAUUAUGUUCAUUGUGGUCUCAAACUGCACGGCAUGACCCGGCGGCAUGCAACAGGCUUACAGAAGUGAUUUCGACAUGUGACAUUCAUACUUGCUGGACAAAAUUUGCAUGUUAAAUUUUUGAUCAAUGAGUGUUUCAAUAAGUUCCUGAAAAUUACCCCCCCCCCCCACUCCCCCAUGAAAAUGAAUAAAUGCUUAUACAGAAUUUGGUACAUAUACACUCACUGUGUGACAUCAACUGGCAGUCCUCUGCUUGUUCAAUUAGUCAGGUUAUUAAAGAAUCUGGGCUUCAGAGUAAAAUACCUUUUAGAGAACAAGGCACAAUUUGUUCCCAAAGAAUUUUUUUUUUUUUUAAAUUUUUUUUAUAGACCAGGUGAGGUACUACAUUUAUAUCAAAUCAGUUAGAUUUGUGGAUGGUGGGGGUUGGAUUAGGGAUAAAUGGUCUUGACUGGAACAUAAUCAACUACUGUUGCCUUACAUAAUAUAUACAAAUAUGUAGCUCCUACAAAAUGCACAGAGCAGUCGAUAGCCUUAACCAAAGCUGAAUUUUUACUCUACAUGCCGAGAAGAAAAACGCCUCUGCAAGAGAAAGGGAAAAAAAAAUUCCUGACCUUUGACCUUCCACUUUCCUCUUUCCUCAAGGCCAUUAGGUCAUCCUUCAUUUCUAUACCUCACAAAUUUUUGUCCAAGGUUGAUCUGACAUAGCUAAGGCUGAAGUAUAUCCAACAGUUGUGAUGACAUAAUUGCAGCUACAUGCAUCUAUAGUUACUCUACAAAAUUUAAAUAGUUUGUCAUGACCCAUAUGGCCUGGAAGAAGAAAAAGAAUCAAAUUAUCAGAUGAUAUGAAGAGAAAAUGUAUAAUUCUUAUCUAGGCAGGAAACCGCUUAAACUAGAAAAGAAAUGUUUAUAAUAACAUGCAGAGCGAUAUUGAUAAUGGUAUCUUGCCAAGUAUUGUUUAUAGCACUUCUAACGUAUCUCAAUAAGUUAUAUUGUAUUCUAUUAUGUCGGGCAACAAGAUUCACAUCUGAUAGGAUCAAUUUAUUAUUCAUAGGUGUCGUUUAAAAUAGAAUUUAAGUCCAAAAAAGUGAAGGGAAUCACAAUUGUGUGGGUGCUGACAAUGAUAUACAUUAGAAUUCCAUCAAAAUUUCCUCUCUAGUACUGAAGAUAUCUAUGAAUGUAUUGUUAUUCCUAAUGCACUAAGAAUAGAAUUAUUGUUAAUGUAUCAAAAUAAACAUUAGUUUUCUCUGUUGAGCAGUGAUCAUUUUGCAUAAGAUUUCACCCAAAAGGUUUAAAUUAAAUAUAUUUUCUUAACAUUAUUUUUAGCGCUGAAUGAAGAUCAUCAAUUUAAUACUAACAGGCUACUCUGUGAACAUUAUUGAGAGUAGUUUGGGUCCAGUGUACACACAAAAUAUCGUCGCUGUUUUCACGAAGUGACGGUAGUGAAAGAAAAAUGCAUUCACUUUGCGUGAUGAUUUUCCUCACUACCGUCACUUCGUGAAAACAAGGACGAUAUAAAGAAAGGGCUCGUUAUGAGUCGUUAAGGUAUUGUGCGGUAAACCGCCGAUGUUUUUUAAAGUGUAAAUGAAAGGCAACUGUGCGCAACAAAGGUCAUACUCGUCUUCACUUAGCUUUGUGUUAUAAGAUAUAGAAAAAGCGUUAUACGCCUUUCCAUGAAAUCUAUAGAUGAUUUUUCAGCAAACUUGUGUUUUUCAAGAGCAAAAUCUUUCCAUCCAUAUAUAAUUUGUCCGUAAUUAUCAGUUGUCGUGAAUUUUAGUAGAGUGACUACUUUAAGAGUUUAAUUAUAUCUAAUUAUCUUUCUCGGUAUAUAUUUUGUAAGAAGAACCAUGGUAUUUUAAGUCGUAUGAACAUAUAGAGGAGUAAUGGACAAGUGGAGUACAGUGUAACACUUAAAAGACACUACUGUAUUUCAAAAGUAUAUAGUUGUGUAAAGGAAGGUGAAAACAACAUUUUAGAUAAGAUGACUUGUUUUGAAUAUUCACUUAUUUAAUUUCAUAGUAAUAGUACUUUUAAUUUUUUUAGAAAAAAAAUAAAAGUGAAAAGUAUAUGUUGUGGUCUUCUAGGUCAAGCUCUAGAACGUGAGGUGCAUGUAGAUGAAAUGCUCUCUAAUUGUUAAAUGGAAAACGAAAUUGUUGAUUUGGAUGUAAACCACCUUUAUUGGUCAUAGAGCACUAUUAUAGGUAGGUCAAAGGUCAAAGUGAUCUGAACUUUCUGAAGGUGUGUCAAAGGUCAAAAUCAUAUCAACUGAACAAGGAGUUGGACUGAUAUUUUGUGACUCCUGAUGAAAAGAAAUUGUUGAUACAGAAUGAAAUUGUAAAUUUAGAUAUGGACUGCCCGUAAUGGUCGUAGAGCGCUCUUGUAGGUAGGUCGAAGGUCAAAGGUCUAAGAAAUGUGUAGAUAUGUCAAAGGUCAAAAGUAUUUGUACUGAAUUGAGUUGGUGUGAUAAUAAGUGACUUCAUGAAGAAAAUGUCUGUUUGCAUGAUACCCUGUGUGAGUGAGUAUGAUGAAUCGCUGAAAUGAUUCAGGGAAGUGAAUUUGUAUUAAAGAAAAAAAUAUGAAAAUUAAAGAUUGUAUAUGAAAGCUGA
Messenger RNA from Strongylocentrotus purpuratus (purple sea urchin), 7288 nucleotides. Its product is annotated as E3 ubiquitin-protein ligase Topors-like. The record is from RefSeq and is a predicted model, not a curated record. Gene Ontology annotation, molecular function: ubiquitin protein ligase activity; metal ion binding. Gene Ontology annotation, biological process: protein polyubiquitination; protein monoubiquitination. Lineage: Eukaryota; Metazoa; Echinodermata; Echinoidea; Camarodonta; Strongylocentrotidae. The transcript has 2 exons. The coding region runs from base 171 to 2771 and encodes 866 amino acids.